Molecule: messenger RNA, 1738 nt
Organism: Tinamus guttatus (white-throated tinamou)
Lineage: Eukaryota; Metazoa; Chordata; Aves; Tinamiformes; Tinamidae
Source: RefSeq, a predicted model, not a curated record
GUGGACGAGCCGGAUAACGACAACGCCCUCCGCGACGACUUCAGCUUCAGCAGCAGUGCCCUCAUCGGGCUCCUGGUGAUCGCCGUUGCCAUAGCUACUGUCAUAGUCAUCAGCCUGGUGAUGCUGAGGAAGCGGCAGUACGGGACCAUCAGCCACGGCAUCGUGGAGGUUGACCCGAUGCUCACCCCCGAAGAGCGGCAUCUGAGCAAGAUGCAAAACCACGGCUACGAGAACCCCACUUACAAAUACCUGGAGCAGAUGCAGAUAUAAAAGAGAUGAAGAUGCAGUGGCCCUGAUCAGAAAACGAGCAGGGUGGGAGGGCCAAAGUGGUCCAGCGUUUUGGAUCGACUACUGACCAACAGUUGCUUCGAGAGGACUUCAUCUUACAUUCAGAACUCCUGGAUCAUUAAGACUAUAAUUACUACUGUAGAGUUGCAAUUUCCAUUCUUUUAAAUGGGUGAAGAAAUGAUAAUAUAACAAUAUGAUAUAUAAAUCUCCUUUAAAUGGGAAAAAAUGGAUCUAUUGCAGAUAUUUGACUGAGAUGUAGUUUUCUUUUUUUUUUUCUUUUUUUUUUUAUCUGAAGAAUACCAGUUCCGUUGUACUGUUGUCUGAUACAAGCUCUAUAUAUAUAAUGGGAAAUGUUGAUUUUUAUUUCUGAUAGACCACCUGUACAUUGAGGGUCCUUUGUACCAGCCCGCCUUGUAAAAAGGAGACAGUUGUGGCUCUUCGGUCAUUCUGGCUUUUAUAUAUGAAGCAGUAUUUUUGUUUUUCCUUUUUUUUUUUUUUAAGUGACUUUUGCUGGGAGUUGCAAAGAGAUUAAUUUAGGGUUAGGAACUCUGAAAGCGUAAGCGAGGAAGCAAUUUGGAAUGAUAACUAAUGAAACAAAAUCGUUAUAACAAAAAAAAAAAGGAAAAAAAAAGAGAAAAAAUCCCCAUCCUCAUAUGCCAGUGGUGUGCGCCCUGCUGCUUGGCAGUGUGGGCUCUUGGAAUCCAGACUCCCUGAAGGCGAGGAGUUAAAAGGCUUCUAGCAUCUCUGUUUAUAGCUCUUCUAGUGGAAUGUUAGAGCAUGGUUUGUGCAUACUGGGGUCUGCACACUCCCCUUUCAGAUUCAGUUCAGCUCUAGAGUUGGAAGUUCCUGGUAAUGAAUUUAAAUCCUCCGAUCGGAACCGGUUUCCUUCAGUACUCACCUGGCAUUAACGGCCCCCUCUUGCUACUACUUUCUAAUUUUCCCCGGCUCUCCUGCCUCGCCGACGUGGUAAGUAGUUAGAGACGCGAUUUUCUGGAACCUCUGCGUCUCUUGCAGGGUCGUUGGGCCCUAGACCUGGUUUUGGGGCGUUUGCCCAGAAACGACAAAUCAUCGCCGUAACCGGAACUUUGGGAGCCGACGAACACGGAGUUUGCUUUAUCCGGGGAGAGAAAAAGAGGGCUAAUUUGGGACAGGGAUACUGCCUGCUUUAAGGAAAUUGGAUGCGUAGGCCCCGAGAAGAACAAAUUGGGUAUUAUUCCACUCACCAUCAUGUCUUUGUAAUGCUUGUAUAGUUGGUGUUAAUGCUCACGGCUUUUUUAAAUCUGGAGGUUCUGGUAACCUGUGGUGUAUUUUUUCUAUUUUUCCUGUGACUUUACUUUCUUUCUCCUUCCAUGUCUCUUCCCACUAUGCACAGAUUUACCUGCAAACUCCUUAGUGUGGUCUGUGGGGAAUGUACAAAGUUUAAACACAUCAAUAAACACUUUAACUUCCA